AUAAAGAUUUUAUUUCAGCGCACUCUUGCGUAAAGAUAUAGAAAUAUUGAAAGUUAACAUCGAAAGAGGUUUAUCGAUAGAUCGACUACGUAAGACUCACCAAUCGUGUACCUUCUUAAUUGAAAAAGUUCGAUUUCAUUGCGACAAGUGUCAACGACAAUGUCAACGUUAAAGAACAAUGAUGUUUCUGGCGAACCUCUACGAUUGACACAUAUCAAACCAUCCUUCGACGCUGAAGAACUUGCCCUAGCAUCACGCCAAGAUUUGUGGCAUAAGUUUAUUGUAUUGAAUUGUCAACCACACGGAAAAGCAGAAAUAUUAAAAGCCAUCAUAAAUGCCUGCGAACCAGAAAUUUUGUUACCUGUUAUGUAUAAAAGAGAAAAUGAAAAUAAAAGUACUUUUCUGGCUAAAUGUAAUUCUGGUGCUAUUGAAAAUCUUGUAAAGCAAUGCUUGUGUAUAAUAUUACCUGGUGGCUAUGAAAUAUAUAUUGAUAUUAUAUUAGGAUUCAUUAAUACACGAGAAUUACCAUUGAAUCCUAACAAAAUAAUAGCACAAUCGUUAUACCAAAGAUAUGAAUCAGUGAAAAAGAUACUUAAUCUAGAUGACUUUGAAAAUGACAGAUUAUUAAACUCAAUAUUUUGCCCGAUAUCUAUCCCAAAGAUAUUUCAUUUUGUUUUAAGGUGUACCAAACAAGGUGUUAUGGGCAAUAAUCGUGAAUCUAGAUUAUCCGUUCGUGAGCUAAGUUUGAAACAUAACAAUUUGACAGCCAUUAUAUUAUUUGAAAAGUUCUUUAAUUUUCAUUUAACUAAAUUAGAUUUAAGAUACAAUCAAAUAUUAGAUGUUGAAUAUUUACGUUACUUUUCUGAAUUUAAGAUAACUGAACUUUGGUUGGAUGGAAAUCCUUUAUGUACACAAUAUAAGAAUGCACAAGAAUAUAUACAGGCUGUAAAAAAUAUCUUCCAACAUUUACAAAAAUUGGAUGGAGUAAUAAUAGGUAUGGAGAAGAAAUUUAUACCAAAUAUUCAAAAUCAGUAUCUUAAAGAUGGUUCUAAAUUGCCAUUAAUAAAACAAUUUGUGAAACAUUUUUUUAUAAUGUAUGAUCAAGAAGAUAGAUCAAUUAUGAAUGGUCUCUAUGAUAAAAAUGCACUUUACUCUAUGACCUUGGGAGCUGGCACAAAUUAUGUACAUAAGCAAGUAGCUAAAGCAUUUGUUACAAAUAGAAAUUUACUCAAAUUUGUAGAUUAUGCCAAAUGUCAUGAAUUUUUAUUACGUGGUCCUGAUAAAAUAAUUUCAGUAUUGAGGCGUCAACCUCCCACAUUACAUGACAUUCGCACAUUUAGUAUAGAUUUAUUAUAUGAAAGUAAUAAUCUCUUAGCCAUAUCCGUUCAAGGGUUAUUUUCUUAUAAGGAAAUUUCUUCUCCUCCUAUGAUAUUCAAUAGAACAUUUAUUAUAGUUGGUAAAGAAGAUAACGAAUAUUGUAUAACUAAUGAUCAAUACUUUAUUGAUGGACCUUACCCCAAUAAUUUAAUACAAAUUAAUAACGAAAUGAAACACGAUAUUAAAAAUAUAUGUGUAUUUGUCCCAACUAUGUUUAGUCCAUCAGAAAAAAAUCAACUAGUUGUAUUUUUACAAGAAUUGACAUCAAUGAAUUCAACAUUUAGCUUAAAAUUUUUAGAGAAUGUUAAUUGGGAUAUAAGACGCGCAAUCAUGAAUUUUAUAAAAAUGUAUACACUGAAUGAUGUACCUCCAGAAGCUUUUGAAUAAAUUAUUUUAUAUAAA
Messenger RNA from Vespula pensylvanica (western yellowjacket), 1779 nucleotides. RefSeq names its product nuclear RNA export factor 1-like. Lineage: Eukaryota; Metazoa; Arthropoda; Insecta; Hymenoptera; Vespidae. The transcript has 2 exons. Gene Ontology annotation, biological process: poly(A)+ mRNA export from nucleus. The coding region runs from base 160 to 1764 and encodes 534 amino acids. Gene Ontology annotation, molecular function: protein binding; RNA binding. Gene Ontology annotation, cellular component: nucleus. The record is from RefSeq and is a predicted model, not a curated record.